This is a messenger RNA of Chelmon rostratus (copperband butterflyfish), 4513 nucleotides long. RefSeq names its product ADAM metallopeptidase with thrombospondin type 1 motif, 15a (gene adamts15a). Gene Ontology annotation, molecular function: metalloendopeptidase activity; zinc ion binding. The transcript is spliced from 8 exons. The record is from RefSeq and is a predicted model, not a curated record. The coding region runs from base 82 to 2922 and encodes 946 amino acids. NCBI's taxonomy places the organism in Eukaryota, Metazoa, Chordata, Actinopteri, Chaetodontiformes, Chaetodontidae. Gene Ontology annotation, biological process: extracellular matrix organization; proteolysis.
GCUUCCACUGAGCUCGCAGAUUCAAUAACCUUUUGUUUUCUCUCUUGGUCAUUGCAUUCUUUAUUGAAUGCAAGCAUCGUCAUGUUUAUCAGAACAACUUUUCUCCUCUACUUUGUGGUUACACUUUCAAAACGUGUUCGUUGUAUGGAAAGUGAACUUUGCUUCCCGAUUAGAUUGGAUAACCACAACCAUGACAGCAGGGAUUUUGACAACGACGUGGAAAAUCUUAAUGGAAAAUGUGUCAUAAAAAUACGAGCUUUCCAGCAGGAAUUAGAGAUCGAUUUACACCAGGACUCUAAUUUCAUUGCCCCUUCCAUUUCUAAUCAAGACGCACUCUUGCUCUCCAACACCGAUGCCACCACUGACCUGAGCCGGUGUUUUUACUCCGGAUAUGUGAAUGCCGACCGCUAUUCUUACGCUGCUUUGAGCCUCUGUAAAGGUUUACAAGGUGCUUUCGGUUUCCAAGGGUGGGAAUAUUUUAUCAGCCCAGCGCGGAAUGACACCAGAAGCGCUGACGGCGCGCACAUCAUCCGGCGCAGAGCCAGCAACAACCUGAAGCUCAAUUCAACGUCCAGGUGCGCAGUGGACAGCGACAUUAGUCUCCAGGUUGCGCAGUCGUUGGAGAAAUACAAGCGACUAACAGAUGACAGCAAUGUGACCGAAACCAUGCUGAAGAGGAUGGGGAGAGCCAAACGGUUCGCCUCAGUCCACAGGUACGUGGAGACGCUCGUAGUGGCGGACGAGUCCAUGGCGACGUUCCAUGGAGAUGACCUAAAGCACUACCUGCUGACCCUGAUGUCAGUGGCAGCGAGGCUCUACAAACACCCCAGUAUUCUCAACUCAAUCAGCAUCGUAGUUGUGAAGAUCGUGAUCAUAUCCGAGGAGGACAAAGGACCCAAGGUGUCCGGGAACGCAGCCAUGACGCUGCGAAACUUUUGCACUUGGCAAAAAAAGAUGAACAAAAACAACGACAAGCAUCCAGAUUACUGGGACACGGCGAUCCUUUUCACUAGACAGGACCUGUGUGGAGCCUCCACCUGUGACACUCUUGGCAUGGCGGAUGUCGGCACCAUGUGCGACCCCAAGAGGAGCUGCUCCGUGAUCGAAGACGACGGUCUACCUUCAGCCUUCACCACUGCUCAUGAGCUCGGACAUGUGUUCAACAUGCCACAUGACAAUGUGAGGGCUUGUGAGGACAUAUUUGGGAAAUUGCAGGACAACCACAUGAUGUCGCCGACCCUCAUUCAGAUCAACCGCACCAGCCCUUGGUCCCCCUGCAGCGCUGCCAUCAUCACUGAAUUCCUGGACAGCGGCCACGGGGAAUGCUUGCUCGACCACCCUCAGAAACCACUGGUCCUCCCUGACCUGCUGCCAGGAGUGUCCUACAACCUCGACCGUCAAUGCGAGCUCGCGUUCGGAGAAGGCUCCAAGCCCUGUCCCUUUAUGCAGCCACCAUGCGGCCGUUUGUGGUGCACCGGAAAAUCCAAUGGCCAUCUGGUGUGUAUGACUCGGCACUUCCCCUGGGCAGAUGGCACACACUGUGGGGACGGACAGGUCUGCGACCAAGGGAUCUGCUCUGAAAAACAAGUCCAAAAUGUGAAGGUGGACGGCCGCUGGGGUAAGUGGGGCCUGUUCGGUUCCUGCUCACGCACAUGUGGAGGCGGCGUCCAACUGUCUAAAAGAGAGUGCAACAACCCAGUUCCGUCAAAUGGGGGUAAAUACUGCCAAGGGGUUCGGGUCAAAUACCGCUCCUGCAACCUGAACCGCUGCCCUGACACAGGCAAGACUUAUCGUGAGGAGCAGUGUGUGACCAGUGGCCGCAGUUUCAACAGUAACCGUAUCGCCCCCUCCGUGGUGUGGGUACCGAAGUACUCUGGAGUGUCUACAGAUGACAGGUGUAAACUCAUCUGCAGGGCUAACGGCACUGGCUACUUCUACGUCCUUGCACCCAAGGUCGUGGAUGGGACUCCAUGCUCCCCAGACUCCACGGGAGUGUGUGUCCAAGGGAAGUGCAUUAAGGCCGGCUGUGAUGGAAAAAUUGGCUCAACCAAGAAGUUUGAUAAGUGUGGAAUCUGCGGCGGUGAUAACAAAGGCUGCAAGAAGGUGUCUGGACUCUUCACAAAGCCUGUGCACGGCUACAACUUUGUGGUCAUGUUACCAGUCGGUGCAGCCAACAUAGACAUCCGUCAGCGAGGCUACAAGGGAAUGCUGAGUGAUGACAAUUAUUUGGCGGUGAAGAACAGCGAGGGCCAUUACCUGCUCAAUGGGAACUACAUAGUGUCAGCUGGUGAGAGGGACAUCAUCGUGAAAAGCAGCCUGCUGCGCUACAGCGGCACAGCUGGCCUCUCCGAGACCCUGCAGGCCAUGAAGCCCUUAGGAGAAGCCCUGACUGUGGAGGUGCUGUGUGCGGGUCAGAUGACACCUCCACGAAUCCGCUACUCCUUCUACCUCGCCCGUCAGACCAAGGAGGACAAGACUCUCAAGAAGGACGGACGUGUGAAUUCCCAUAACAGCGUCCUGGCCGAGGAUAGUGCCAAAGAGAAGAGAGGAGACACUCUGAAGACGUCUUAUAGCAAGGAGGAUCCGGCUCUGGGGAAAUGGAUAUCCACAGGUUGGGACCAGUGCUCAGUGACCUGCGGCAGUGGGAUCCAGAGGAGGUUGGUGCAGUGUCUAAGACCGGACGGGAAGCCAGGGUUGGACUGUGGUCCUUCACAAAGACCCCCAGCCACCAGGGUUUGUGGAGACCCAUGUCCUGAGUGGCAUAUUGGGCAGUGGUCGCCUUGCUCCAGAACCUGUGGGAAGGGCUUCAAGAGACGACCACUGGACUGCAAAACCCAAACUGGGCAUCUGCUCCCAAGGGAGCACUGCACUGGCUUUCGGAAGCCACAGGAGCUGGACUUCUGUAACCUAAGGCCUUGCUAGUAAUUAAAACCUAUGAACUACAGAUCAUUGUUAUCUUUUAAAUGGACUGAAUUGAAUCCAUUUGCAAGUAUUACACACACGGUGUCUGUCCGGUGCAGAUUUUUCCACCUGCGUCAUGGGACGCUUGCUUGUAAGAACAACUAGAGUAUUGGAAGGUGAGUGAAAAUCGCAGGGUGAAUGCUGGAAGAUGUUUGUCACUGCCAUCACUCUGACUUCAAUAGACAUUAUCCAGGUCUAACUCUGAUGGCAAAAUAGCAUAAUAGUCGAAUCCCUCGUACUGUCAGCAGAUACAGAAUACCAAUUUUCAAGCAAUCAAUGUAGUUUACCUUAUGAGUCUGGAACCCAUUUCAUGUGUUAACAAUUGAACUGUGCAGGUUUCAGAGUUUCAGCUGAAAGCAAGUAUACCAGGGUUGACAUGCAUAACUUUUUACAAACUGGACUAACAUGUGACGCCCAUGUGCUGCACAACACUUCACACAGAGAAGGACAAUCCAUUUAGUUAUUAACAUUAUGUGCAACCUUUUUUAGGAGUUUUUCAGGGAAUCUAAUAAAAUCUGAUGAAAUUAUUUGACUGGUCACACAGAUGUGGCCAUGUUUUAACCUGCUGUGCGCUGCAUUGUUUAUUCAGUCCAAACAUAUUGUUAAAAAUCAGCUGGUUUACAAGCCACUGCAAAAUAAGGUUGAUAAUAAGGUUGAUACAACAUUGGAUAGAUUUCUGCAGUAAUAGCCAUGGUGCUAUUGUUAUAAUAGGGAAUAUAAAAUUAUUUCUCAAACUUUCAAUGAAUCAGACAGAAAUGAUGCAGCCAGCUUUUCUCCGUCUCCAGGAGGAAGACCUCACUCAGCACCAGUCACAGAAACAGUUUAAACUAGAAUCUGAAGGGCAGGAAACAAUGGCCAGUGGUUUUGUCUGUGGCUGCCAGCUCAGUGAUUCCAUCAGGCUGCACCCAACACUGCACUACUCACCAGAGAUAUGGGCUUAGCAUGAUAUCACACACACACACACGCGCUGCGUUAAAUGCCUCCUGCGUGCAGCAUGUUUGAUCACUUCCUUCAUUUCAUUUGUCAACUGACCACAACAAUUGUCUUCUCAGCUCACAGUGUUCAGCCAUGUUAAGUCAUGCCUGUCUGGCACAGUUACCACAGAUAAUUUAUUAUCAAUGAAACAAUAAAGUAGAGAGGGGAAGAAAACCUGGCAGGUCUCUGUUAUGCUGUACAGAUUUUGUGUUUUCCUGGAUCUCCUUGUUCAUGGCCCCACAGCCUGAGCCAAGCUGUUCCUUCUACACACUCGAUGAAAUCCUGUAAUCCAUUAUAUUCUUGUUUUGUUUCUUAAAGGGGCCACAUUGUCCAAUCCAACAUCCCACUACAGGAUGGAUCCUGCGUUAGUUGGAUUAUCAUUUUCAUUAUUUUUUUUAUUAGCUUUUGCACUUUGUACAGCAAAAGAAACCUAUGACCUACAUGGGCUGUAUUGUAUACUAUGUAUACAUUUAUUCAGCUCUGUGCAAAAAAUAAUGUAAAUACUUUUUUAAUCUUUUUUUACACAGGCAUUUGUAAUUGUCUUUGACUCCAGUAUAUUUAUUCCAAAAAUAAAGCC